This is a messenger RNA of Echinococcus granulosus, 8157 nucleotides long. Its product is annotated as HEAT repeat-containing protein 5B. NCBI's taxonomy places the organism in Eukaryota, Metazoa, Platyhelminthes, Cestoda, Cyclophyllidea, Taeniidae. Gene Ontology annotation, cellular component: endocytic vesicle; membrane; Golgi apparatus. Bases 1 to 8157 code for a protein of 2718 amino acids. Gene Ontology annotation, biological process: intracellular protein localization; retrograde transport, endosome to Golgi; endocytosis. The transcript is spliced from 28 exons. The record is from RefSeq and is a predicted model, not a curated record.
AUGGAUGCACAUCCUGGCUUAUUGCUUAAUGAUGCUGCAUUUGCUCGCGUGCCUGAACAGAAUAAGCCUGUAUUUAUCUAUGACUGGCUGCGCAGUCUCGACCGACGGCUUUCCCAAUCGACAAAAACCGAGGUUAGAAAUGUUCAACAGGCUUUAACUGACCAACUUAUGAACCAAGUUACUCAAGGCGUAGGUCCGCCAUCCCGCAAACUGCUAGGAAGAUGUUUAGCAAAAGUUUUUACCACAGGCGACUCAAUUUCUCUCUACGCGGUGCUGAACAGCUGUAAUGACGCACUCAAAAUUCGUGACGAUAGUCCCACGACGAUAAACAAACGGUUAACUGCUUUAACCUGCCUUGGUGUCAUUUAUCGAAGUCUUGGGCGGCUUUGUGGCCGCUCUUUUGAAGAGACUGUCGGUAUUUUAACCAAGAUGAUUAAACAGUGUCUCAACAGCUUAACCCAGUAUCACCCGCAUUUCUUCAUCAGUGAUUUAGACGCGGUAAUGAGUAUGUGCAUAAAGGGUUUGGAUGGAUCAAACCACGCUGUUCGAAUGGAGAUCUCCAAGUUGCUCGGUUUCGUUCUGGCCAAAACUCAGUUGGAUUCGGGCGUUUCAGGAACUAUCGGCAACGGGAAUUCGGUCACUGGUAACACUUCAACUGGCGGUGUUUUGCCGAACCAAAACCUCACUGCAAGCCGGAACAAACCUACCACCUUGGACGACAUCUUCACCCUCCUUUCAUCCGCUUUCUUACGCGGUCCCAGUCGCUUUCACAAGGGCUCCAACAGCGUCAGUCGUGAAGUUCGCGCUGGCAUCACCUAUGUCUACUUGGAGUUCUUCACCCAUAUGGGCUCUGAUUGGCUAGUAACGCACAGCUACACCAUACUCUCCCAUUGCCUCUCCCUCCUCACAAGCCCUCGCACUGCCUCCACUCCCAGUGAGGCAGCUUUCACGCGUCUCUGUGUAGGAGGACACCUGCUACCGCGUCUGCUACGUCGACACUUCUCGGAGGCAGCUCAAAUCGCGGUGGCGCGGCAUCUUCUCGCCCUUCUCUCUACGCGAAUGCGAAAACGCACAAAUCAACCCCAACAGGGACAAUCACAGUUGAGGGGACUUGGGAAGGGCCUGCGACCGGUUAGAUCUGCAGAACAGUUGGACGGGCAGACAACCGGGAGUCCUAAUAGAAGUGGGAGUGGAGGGGGAAGUGAAGACGGGAAUGGUGGUGCAGGUAAUAUUGGCGGUAGCGGCGGAGGUGCGGAUGAUGCGAACUACCUAAUAUGCUGUUUGGAUGUUCUAACGGAGGUGAUUAGGUGGCUGGACUCCAGCGUUGCUCCCAUUCUCUCGUCUCCGUCAAACCUCGUAGACACCCUUUUUGACGCUUUCUUGUGUCACACUUCCCUGGGUGUGCGAGUUGCUGCUGCCGCAGUCCUCCGCCAACUGGCUAUUGCACUGCCAAGUCAGCGGGUGCCCCUGAUGGAUCGAUGCAUGGGCGCGCUGAGCUCCGCCGCUUCAGCUGAUAGCAUCUCCGGUCACAGUCUUGCGUUGGGUGGGCUGGUGGCUGGCUCCCGGCUCGGAGAGUUGGGAAUUCCCUGCGCCAAGGGUAGAGCCGUGUUCUCCCUAGCUGAGGAUCUUCUGCGAGCAGCUAAUCAAAAUAGCCGCCUGACAAUGUCACGUACACAGGCGGGUUGGUACCUCCUGGGCGCUUGCAUGGCUCUCGGACCAACCGCGGUACGUCCGCACCUGCCUCGCCUCAACCUCCUUUGGCGGAAUGCCUUUCCACGCAGUACCCGCGAACUGGAGGCUGAAAAACAGCGCGGAGAUGCAUUCACUUGGCAGGUGACUCUGGAAGCACGAGCUGGAGCAUUGUGCUCAAUGCAGGCCUUCCUCGAGUACUGUGCGCCCGCCAUGGCCGGUGAGAACGUGGCGCGACGUCUAUUGUCUCCGCUGGAAUGUGCACUCAAUCUGCUUGAUCAGAUGCCGGAUAUUGUGCGCACCUUCGGCAACCAUCUCGCUGCGCCCGCCGCCCUUCUCCGACUGCGCCUCUACCGUUGUCUCGCUCUCCUACCGCCUAGUGCCUAUUCUGAUUUUAUCAGUAGUAAACUCUUUCAGAAAAAAACUAUAACUAAAAACAUUAAAAAACGCUUCUGUUUUGGUUUGGAUCCUGGACAUCGUGAGAGCCACAAACAAAUUCCCAGACCACCCAAGUUCAUCAAAAAAACACUCGGCGAGAGGAUCGCAUCAUGUGAUCAUUAUUGGUGGUGGGUGCUGCCACUCCAGCGUGAAGGCGGCUUCAACGUUCUGCUGCGAGAGAUAGUGGCGGAGUUUACACUAACCGACUCCUCUUCCACAACGGCCGUCUGUUUAGCCGGUCUGUUAGGUCAGAGUGAGGACAGUGUGGUGCUCAACUCCUGGUGUCGUGCCUCCGAUCAACAACUCGUUGAGGAUGCUCUGGAUGGGAAGGUUUCAUUUAAAAGUUUCUCCACCCUGAACUUCGACCACAAACCGGACGACAAGCCCCUAAUCGUUGCUAUUUCCAACCGCUUUUUAACGAAGCCCACUUUCUCGCUAAUCACUGGCUUCGAUCAUAUCGGCUCUCUUUGUUCGAUUGAGCAACACAACUACUGUCGUCCCGGUUCCCUGAGCAACGACACCGCUUACCUCUUCCUGAAGGAGGGACUUUUAACUGCUGUGGCAAGUUUAUUCACUUCCGACGCCUCCACCAUCGACUUCUCCCUCAAGUUCAUCCUGGAGGGUCAACCCGAGGUCCCUUCCAUGAUCCCACACAAGCAGAGCUCCACUUGUGUCACAGUCGACAACUCUACUACACCCAGCUACCUUACCAAUCACCAGCACCACCGUCAGGGUCCUCCUGCUCUCUCCUCUCGGGUGAUCGAGGCCUCCAUUAACCUCUUUGGUCUCGUCUUUCCCUUCGUCUCCAUCCGCCAUCGAGUGCAGAUGUUGGAGCAUUUCGUGGAGUGCAUCCGGGUUUCUAAGGCUGCACGACAGGAAGCCAUUCAGGUGAACAUCUUUGCCGCUCUCCUCUGCGCUUUGCGACACCUCUCAGAAACCAAGUAUGCCUUUGGCGAAGACAAACAUCUGCGUGAUACGGCGGUUUCACUCGCCAUGAGCGCACUGUCGAGUUCCAACACAGUACUCCGCUUUGCCGCAGCUGAGUGCGUUGGCCGACUGGCGCAGGUAGUGGGGGAAGCGGGUUUUCUGGCGGAUGUGGCGCAGACCUCCUUCGAUCAACUGCGCUGUCUCCGCGACUCGAAGGCCCGUGCCGCCGGCCUCUGCGCCGCCAUUGGCUGUCUUCAUCGUUUCACUAGUGUCUCCGUUCUUCUCGCUGUUGCACAGGAUUCAAGUGCUCCUACUGUUCAGGCUUGGGCACUGAACGCUCUUGCACUAACAUCUGAGUCAGGUGGGCCAAUGUUCCGUGAAUUUGUGCAGCCCAGUCUUAAUCUAGUCCUUCGUCUCCUCCUCAAGACACCUUCAACCAUUACCGACAUCCAUAACAGUCUGGCAAACCUUCUUGGUGCUCUGAUCACCACGUUAGGACCAGAAUUGCAGUCGUCGGGCGGUGGUGGGGGUGGUGGCAAACCGAACAUGGGUCUCUGCUGUCUCCUCUGCUGCUCCAUCCUGCUGGAGCAUCCCGACCCCCUACUCCAGGCUGAGGGCAUUGCCAACUUUCAACGUAUCCAUGUCUUCGCCCCUCACCUCGUAAACCUCAGCCUCUUUGCGCCCUUCCUUUCGGCCUCCAUGACAAGUCCGUACUUUGCUCUGCGCCGCGCCGCAAUCACUUGCAUUCGCCAGAUAAGCCAGAAAGACGCAGACAACCUCUGUGAAGUCAUGGCAGCAGUGUCAACAACAUCCCCUUACUCAGCUAUUUCCACCACCACAACCGGUUUCAUUGGCAAUCUGCCGGGUGAAAAACCGCCAGCCUCGACUGUAUCCACGAAUAUCGCGGCUGAGACGUCUGCUGAAGCUGUCGCCCCGCCUUUGGAAACAGUCCUCUUCAGUCUCCUGGACGUGGAGACGGAUUCGAAGUUGCGCAGCCAUCUUGAGGAGGCCAUUUCGAGUCUACUUCAGGCCCGGGGCCUUAGCCACUUUUCUGGAUGGAUGAGGAGCCUUAAACAGCUACUGCAGUUGACAACCUCGAAGUUUAAUGCGGUCAGGGAAGGCAUUCGAGAAGAGGCGGAUCCUUCGAAACCUCAGCGAUCUCUGAAACAAUGGGCCACCGAUGAUGGGAACAGUGGCAGAGCGAAUGAUAACACUGAGGAAGAAGCAGAUGAGGAUGAUGAUGAGCAGACCCUUGGUGCCAACACGAAAUCACGGGGUGAAAGUUUUCGCCCUGGAGACACAAUCUUUAGUCUGCCUCCAAGAUGGCCUACUCGCAUUCUCGCCAUCGCUUGCCUGCGUCGACUCAUGUGUCUCUGUUACCAGGCUGCCGAGUUAGCUACAGUUGCUCCCCUCUCCACCACAACUACUGCUACAGAAAUCGGCCUCCGUAGUCCCCAGCUCUCUCGUGACUUGCCACUCACUCCGCUGCAGCAACAACAACGGGCACACUUUGACCUCGUUCUGGCACGCAAACUACGUAGCGGUCUGACCGACGUGCCUUGGCUGGUUCUGCAUCUGGCUGAUCUUGUGAGGGUGACUUUUAUAGCGGCCACCGCUAGCAGCGACCAUCUGCGCCGAUUUGGCCUGUUUGCGCUGAAACAGGUCAUCCAGUUCUUUGCGCCAGUGGUUGAUCCUGAUUCGACUGGAAACUACCUUUUGGAACAGUUCCAAGCCCAAAUCUCCACAGCUCUGAGUUCGGCUUUCGCCACCGCCGCCACCUCUGUCACCGCCAUUACUACCGCUCCGCUCCCCGACAUCACUGCAGCCGCCUGCGAGGUGUGCGCAUGUUGGCUGACCUCCGGUGUGCCUCGAGAGGCUGCAGACCUCCGUCGAGUUCACGACCUCCUCACUGCUUCUCUAGAAAUCCUCCGCGCAUCACCUUUCUCAACCUCCGCCUCCACUGCGCUCUUCUCCGAGGCCUGUGUGACUCGACUCAAGCUGGCUGUACUUACCGCCUGGGCCGAGGUCUUCAUUGCUGCGGCGAGAUUCCGAGAGACGGCUCUUCAAACUCUGCAGCUACUCUCUAUUUUGGAGAGCAGCGGAAGGGAGAGUAGCAGUGGUGGAGAUGCUCUAGGUGAUGUAGUUCAACGACAGUUCUUUCUUAUGUUGGCUGGUGACGGUGGUGCUGGUAGUGGAAAUUGGGCCCAGCCAUCCGUCCACGAUGCGUCAAAGCUGUUGGAAGUGUUAGAAAAGGAGGUAGAUAAUGAGGACGAGUUGGAUGAGGAGGAAGAGGACGAGGUGUUCAAUGAGGAGACAGGAGAAUGCAGUGGUAGUGUUGAUGUAAAACGGAAGCGUUUCAUUCGAAAAUCGCGCCGCACAGUUGCCGAGUCACGUCAUUCCUACCAACUUCUCUCGCGCCUAAUUGGUGAUGAUCUCGCCGAACUGGCCUCGGAUUGGCUGGCCGCACUACGCGAUUUCGCACUCAUUAAUCUUCCCGAUGAGCUAGCCUUCCAGCGUCCUUCCACUGCGGGUGCAUUUUACGACACACAGACGGGUAUUGAACAAGUGCGGCCAUUCUACGCGCGUUCUUGGCUUGCAUUGCUGGAAGCUGCUACGCUCUGUUUGAAUACGGAAUCGAAAUGCACCUCCAGGUUGUCCUAUUCUAGUUUUGAGGUCACCGAGAGGCAAACCGUUGUUUCCAUGACACGAGACUCCUUCUUCCUCAUUUUUGGCAUAGCGGUGGAAGCUAUGUCCGACGUCAUCUCCAAACCCCCCACCUCGGUGGUCGCUAAAUGCUUGCGCAUCGUGGAGUUGCUUUUUAUGAAUCCACAGUCACAACCCUACUUCUUUGCUUCUACUCCACGUCUUUUGGUGGAACUGUUGUCGGUACUGCAUCGAAUCAUCUUAACUCGUGACUCCAUUUCUCUACACCUCGCCUGUCUCCGGGUUCUUCAUCUCCUUCUUGCCGCAGCUAACAAUAGACUCCGUACUACUCUAGCUGCUGCAUUGAAUCCCACUGGCAGUGGAAACACCGAAGCAGCCGUUGAAGCCAUUCCAAUUUGGUUGGAGACGGGUCAGAGUCUUGAGGAACUACUAGCCGUUCUCCUCUGUCCUUGCGCCACCGACAUGGAGGUCGUGCUGAAGGCCCUUGAACUUGCUGAUGGUGGCGCCAAAUCCUGUUUUGAAGAACCGCCCGAUUCUUCCUGCCGCCUGGUCCUCGCCAUACUCCAAGUAAUCGUCUGUCUGCUGGCUCGUUACCAUCCUUCCGUUCUGCAAUCACCAGUGUCGGAGCAGGCUCAACCUUUAAAGUCCUCAUCAGCUUUUCCCAAAUCAACGGCAGCUCAACAUAGAAAGGCACCGGUGAUUUUGGCUAGCGCAGUUCACGCUCUAACGGCAUUGCUUCGAAUUGCUUCACCUGACAUCCUUUCAAUCAAUCCGGAUAAAAAGGUUUCGGGUGUUCUGCCUGUCAUGUGUCGAUUGGUGUCGCGAAUUGCUCAGUUGGAGCUCUUGAAUCCCUCGCACAUUGGGAAACGGGAGUCGAGACCAGCACCAAUAAUAAGUUCCCCAGGUCUGAAAGAGGAAGACAAAGCAACGGACGUAGUUAGCCUGGGAUCCACCUCGACUAUAUCUACCGUCGCCGCCAACGCCGCCUCCGCCCCUACAGCUGCUACGUCUGGUCCGCCAGACCUCGGUACAAUCUCUGCCAGUGCCUUUAAGACAGCUAUCACCGCGGAGACAGACAUCACCUCCACAAGUUCUGGCGCCAACGAUACGGCCUAUUCUACUACCGUUACCGCUGCAGAAGUCGCGGCUUUCAGCGCCGGGGGACGUGGCUGUGCCAGUCUCAACGCCAAAUUAGGAUGGAGUCAGGAACAGGCCUGUCUAGCUGACGCGUUGGUCGCUUUUCUCGCCACAGUGGCGCAACAUCACUGCCGACCUGCUUCUGCUACCACUGCCACCUCUGCGGCUACCGCCGCCGCCGACAUCACCACCUCUGUUGAUGCUUCUUCAGGUGCCGCUGCAGAGGCGGUGGAUGAUGCAGUGUCUAGCAGCACUCUGCCCUCCGUUAGCCAGCCUCAUAAUACUACUUCUGGUGUUGUUUUCAAUGAUUCUGGGGAUACGCCGCCAUGCGAUUGGCAUCAGCUUGUGAUUGCUUGUUUGUUAACCUUCGUCCAACAUGAUCAUGCUGCUGAAGAUGCGUCAAUGAUGGUGGUGGGGGAGACAAAUGGAGGAGUAAUUGAGCAGGAGCAAACCGCACGGUGCUGCCUCAUUGCAGCGUGUCUCUCAGCUCGAGUGAUCGCCGCAGCGCCACUGGCGGUGUUUCGCUGUCGUGCCGUCGAGUUCGGUAUCUUUGAUUUGCUGACAAGGGCCUGGCGCGACGCAUCAUCAUCGGGGUCACCACAAGCUCCUUUGAAUGGCGCUACGACCCGUACUGUCUGUCUUGCUGCCAUCGAAAUGCUCGUCAACCACCACGAUGCUGAUGUCAGUUCCUGCUGUGUGAAGACUCUUAUGCCUCAGGUGUUUCACUGGUUGUACGAGCUCUCUCUGGUCACUGCCACGACCUCUGGGGCCAGUCUUCCAAUAACGGCAUCAACAGUGGAUGUGUUUGGAGAAACGCAAUCACUAACAUCACAACAGCAAGUUCGCCGUCUCUUCCUCUCCAGCCUGGAGGAAGCUGUAUCCGCUGCCAUAGCACUUUCCGUCAACGUUGUGGACAUUGCCGAGGCCUCAGGACGUCAAAACCUUCUCAUAAUCCUUUUGCCCCUCUUUUGUGACCUGCUUCAUGAUGCUGAUGCUAUUAGUAGCGGUGAUAAUAGCAACAACGAUGGAAUGGUCGCAGUACGUCGAAUGCUUCACCGUCUGGCAUUGAAGAACCUGCUUGCUCUGGGUUCUCGCUACCCCGCAGAGUUCCGACAUGUGGUGGCGAAGGUUGCUGGUCUUAAACCGAGAAUCGAGGCUGCCGUGAAAGCGUCAACAACUGCUACCGGUACCUCCACCAGUGCAACUUCGACGAAGAAAGGGGCAACAGUCACGUCUCAACAACAUCAACAACAACCGCGGGCUGCGAUUAAAUUGAAGAUGGAGUUUUCCAACUUCACCUAG